UAAUCACAUUGGUCCCUUCUGCCCUUGGAAUCUGUAAAUCCCCCCCCGAUUUUUUUAAGAAUUGCCAGCGAAUCAAAAAAAUCUGUUAUUUGUCCAGCUCUAGCUGUAGUCGGUUCCUGUGGUUUUCAAUCAGCGUUUCUAGUCCAAUGUCGCUCAAGCUCAGAAAGUCUUUUUCAGUUUCAGCCUCUGUGGCUGGCAAUUCCCCUUCUCUUGUGCUCCCGAAAGGGCAAGGGAGUACAUUUACCACUACAGUAGACUCCUGAUUGGUGGCAGGUUGCUGUGUUGUUGAAUCCUCUCUCACGGCUUUCUCGCUGGUUUACAUGCAUGUCAACUCCUCCCCCAAUUAGGGUAUUUUGCCCAGUUACCAGCGUGAGACUGAACAUAGCUUGCACAAUUCUCUCCCAGUGGAGCAGUUCCUCUGGAUUCAGAGUUGAUGCUGCAGGAAACAGGAGCAGACUGUGACUCAAGUGGAGAAACCUUAGGAAGAAAAGACCCUGAAGCCAGAACUGUCACAGCUGAUCGGGAGUAAUUCUAUAUCAGUGAAAGAGUUGGUUGGGACACACGGACAGCUCGCUUCCCAGACAGAGAGGAAAGAUGGAGAAAACGAAUUCUCAUUCUGAAAAGGUGCAACGUUGCAACUCGUUUGAAAAGGAGGGUAAAUCUGCACAUAUCAGAUUUUUUAGGUGGAGGAUUAGAGUUGUAGUUGAAGUCUUCAUUGUCAUAGCUGUAAUUCUCAUUUCUUUGGCAGUGAUGGCAUUUAAAACCCAGCAGUCAUGCCCACUCCCCAUCGCUGCCUCGUGUUCAAUCUGCCCUUCUGUCCCCUCGUGUGAGGACGGCUGGGUCGGAUACCAAGGGAAGUGCUACUAUUUCUCAGAGGCCGAAGGGAACUGGAUCUACAGCAAGAAUAACUGCUCUUCCCUUGGUGCCUCCCUGGCUGUGAUUGACACCUGGCAGGACCUGGAUUUCGUGCUGCGAUAUAAAGGCACCACAGAUCCAUGGAUUGGUCUCCAGAGGGGCUCCGAUCAUCACUGGAAAUGGGAAAACGGCACCAAAUUCAACAACCUGUUUGAAGUCAGAGGAGAUGCAAACUGCGCAUUUCUGACGGAGACUGCUGUCAGCUCUUCAAGGUGCUACACCGAGAGAAGCUGGAUCUGCAACAAACCGUAUGCGUAAUAGAUGAAGGGAAAGUAACACGGACAUACAGUGGGGCUGCCAGAAAUGAAGGACUUAAAUCACAGUUCGACUCUGAAAACCAAGAGCAAAAAACUGCACCUUUGGAGUACUGAUUUAUUAUCUCUUGGUGUCUCCAGAUCAGAUGGGUUCAUUUUACAAGCAAACAGAUGCUGCUGGGGUUCCUCCCCACACCCAUGCCCCCUGUUAGCAGCCAGCAUCAGAAGCUUGCCUCUGGGAUCUGAGAGUCAAGCUGGGGUCUCAAUUCCAUACAGCAUCUCCAGGGAUAAAAGUUCUGCGGGGCACAGCUGCUGCCCUUUGUGUAUGCCCAUGUUGUUCCUCUGUCCCUUUCCCGUCCUACCCUCCAUGACCCCCAUGUGGCCCCCUGUCCCUUUCCCAUGCUGCCCCUCUGACCCACACAGCCCCCGUCCCCUCCCUGUCCUGCCCUCGAUGACUCUCGCACCAUCCCCCCCCUCACCUUAUCCAGCCCUUUACUGACCCUUUACUUCCAUGGGAGCUACAGCUGUUCGGCACUUCUGGAAACUGGACACCUAAAGAAUUGUCCUAAUUUUAGGCACCUACGUUCCAAGACUUUGGCUUUAGCCUCGCCAUGCCUCAGUUUCCCUCAGUCGGAGGGAUGCUGCCUGCCGAUUCAGGCACCUUGGUGCUAUCAGACUGAGGCGUGUGGUGCCUCUUAGCCCUGGGCUGCUUCUAGGUCACAUGGCUUUUGUUUCUUCUUUAUAUUCUCCUUCCAGCAUAGGUACAUUGUCACUGUUGAUAUGGGCUUGGAGGAAGGUAAAUCCUAGAUACAGGUUUAAUUCUAUUAUCAGCGAAGCUUCAGCCAUCUAUAGAGCAAUUUCCCAGAGUGCUGGCGGUCACAGACUCUUUCGCUCCGAGGAGUAAUGAGUCAGCACGAAGCUCCAGCCGUUCACAGCCAAAUCCCCAUAGAACAGUUGUCUUCAUUGCAAGGCCCGGGAGCCAGUGGCUGCUCCCAUUGACCCUGAAGUGCGGCUCCCUAAGUUCCCUCUAAGAGCGAGGGCCCUGUCCCAUGGAGCUUCGUGCUGCCUGCCAGCAUGGGGACAAAGAGGCCCCUUCCCCGGAACUAGCUGCUGCGGGCAGGGAGAGGGCUGGGGGAAGCCCUCUGGCCCCAUCCCCUGGGCAGCCUGCCUGCGCCCCAAACUCCUCAUUCCAGGCCCCACCUCAGAGCCUGCACCCCCCGCCAGGGCCCUUACCCCCCCUGCAUCCCAAUGCUCUGCCCCAGCCCUGACCCCCCUCCUGCACCCUGAAUCCCUCAUCCCAGCCCCGCCCUGCAGCUCUCACCACUGAAUCCCACACAUUGGCUCUCACAUUGAAGGUUUUUUGCCAAAGUGGCCCCCACUUUAAAAACACUGAAGAGCACUGCCAUAGGAGUUUGUGAAUUUAAGAACUAGACACUGCAAGGAAGCCCCUUAAAGAGCAAACUUGAGCAAGUCAUUUUGCUGCCCUCUGCCUCAGUUUCCCCAUCUGUAAAAUAAGGAUAGCGAUGCUGACCUCCUUUGUAAAGUGCUGUGAGCUAUACUGAUGAGAAGCAGAGAGUGAUUAUGACAUUGGUGAUGCAUUUUUUUAAAUACUUUAUUGGACGUAGGGCUCGGUGCGGUCUCUGUUGCUUCAUUCCACGUCAGCUCACACUUACAGUCCAGUUUCCCAGUUCACAGGAUCUUGGACUAAACCACGAACAACCGUUUCGCUUCCUUCUGAACUUUUAUCCGCAUUUUAAGGAAUUUUUUUAGGCCCGGAUUACAGCUGUAUGGUUUGCAAGGUUUGGGGUUUUUCUACUGUUUAAUAAAAUGUAAUACAUUUGAGUAUUUUA
This is a messenger RNA of Chelonia mydas (Green sea turtle), 3019 nucleotides long. Its product is annotated as C-type lectin domain family 2 member B. NCBI's taxonomy places the organism in Eukaryota, Metazoa, Chordata, Testudines, Cheloniidae. The record is from RefSeq and is a predicted model, not a curated record. The transcript is spliced from 6 exons. The coding region runs from base 595 to 1173 and encodes 192 amino acids.